This is a messenger RNA of Triticum urartu, 1227 nucleotides long. RefSeq lists its product as uncharacterized. NCBI's taxonomy places the organism in Eukaryota, Viridiplantae, Streptophyta, Magnoliopsida, Poales, Poaceae. The record is from RefSeq and is a predicted model, not a curated record.
CAUAACAACAAAACCCCUGAAAAAUCACCUCCCCCAAAUCCACACGUUCCCCUCCUCACCACCGUGGGGAAAAGAUCCCUCCGCUCCCCAAUGGCUCUCCUCCCCCAAAUCCUCCCCCCCCCCCGCCCCCCUCCCCCCCCCUCCCCCCCCCCCCACCCUUUCUCCCCCGCCCACGCAUUCCGCACAGCGCCUCGCCUCCACGCCUCUGGCCACCGCCGCCGAGGCCGCCUCGCCGCGUCAGGGCCCGGGUCGUCGCCGUCGCCGUCGCCCGACCAGUACCCGUCCGAGCCCGACGAUGGCCUUGUGGAGCUCCCUCUGUUCCCUCUCCCGCUCGUGCUCUUCCCGGACGCGACCCACGCGCUGCAUAUCUUCGAGUUCCGCUACCGUAUCAUGAUGCACACCGUGCUCGACACCGACCUCCGCUUCGGCGUCGUCUUCGCCGGCUCCGACGGAGCCUCCGACGUCGGCUGCGUCGGGGAGGUCGUCAAGCACGAGCGCCUCGCUGACGACCGCUUCUUCCUCAUCUGCAAGGGCCAGGAGCGGUUCCGCGUCGCCCGCAUAGUCCGCAACAAGCCUUACCUCGUCGCCGCCGUGCAGUGGCUCGAGGACCGCCCGCCCGCGGAGACGCCCUCCCCUGGGGAGGACGCUGAGGCGCUCGCCGUCGAGGUCGAGGCGCUCAUGCGCGACGUCAUACGCAUCGCCAACCGCCUCAACGGCAAGCCCGAGAAGGAGGUCGGGGACCUGCGCCGGGGCCUCUUCCCCACCCCAUUCUCCUUCUACGUGGGCAACACCUUCGAGGGCGCGCCCAGGGAGCAGCAGGCGCUGCUCGAGCUUGAGGACACCGCCGCGCGGCUGCGACGGGAGCGGGACACGCUCCGCAACACUCUCAACUACCUUACCGCCGCGUCUGCCGUCAAGGACGUCUUCCCCUCGUCGCCGUCGUCGGGGUGAAGCCUUUCGCCUCUGUCCCAUCUCGCUCGCCGAUAAGGAGUUUGUGGAGGGUAGUGGACUAAAACCUUCUUAUACUCUUUUUCGCCCUUUUCCUUUCCUUAUAAUUGCAAGGGUAGGCUUUAUUUCAAAGUGAUAGCAUUUUAGCGUGUAAAAUUGUAUGUAUAAUUCAUGCUGUAUGUAUUAACUCAAGAAAAAUGCAGAGCUAUGACGAUGAUCCAUAAGCAUUUUGCUCAAUGAAAGCAAUGCAUUCAGUGUUAAAUAGGACGUAUUUACUCA